AUGAGACUUGUUUCGCCGCUCGUAAUUGAGCAGCAGCUGGUUGGGGACGAUGCCAUAGAGCAGGUCCGAGUUCUUCAGGUUCCUGCAACCGGCGGAGCUGAGGCUCAACUAGCUGUUGCUGUCUCUUUGGCGAAGUCCAAGAUUGGCGACGAAACGGAGGUUGCCGUCGUCAAGCGUGUCCGCAGAGACUUGGUUAAGAGGAUGAAGGUAGCGGCGAACGGAGACUGGGUCGGCAAAAACGCCGUCCCGAAGAAGUGGAUUAUUCUCAAGGAGCUUCCCGUGGAUGCGUACGGCGAAGUUGAUAACGACGCCCUACGAAAACAGUUGACUGCUGCACCAGCUGUAGGUGCGCCCUUGACCGUGAAGCAGAAAUUGAAGCGUGCCAUCGCCAAGACGCUGCGUCUGCCUCUCUCCGACAUUGCCCCCUCGGCCUCUUUUAUCCGUCUUGGAGGCGACUCCGUCAGCGCCAUCGAAGUGAUGGCUCGCGCCCUUGAAGACCAGGUCAUCGUACGCGUAUCCGACCUUCUGCGCUGCGAGACCUUUGACGAGCUUGCGGCUACGGCCACCGCUGGAGACUCUGCUGCUACCGGCAGCACCACCGAAACACGCCCCUUUGCCCACAUUACCGAGCUCGAUCGUGUGGCCUUCUUGUCGAGCGCUCGUGCCCAGUGUCAUCUGGCCAAUGACGCCAUCAUCGAGGACGCUUACCCUCUGACUAAGCUCCAGGAGGGAUUCAUGGCCCUCGCAGCAAGGCAACCGGGCUCAUACAUCAGCAAAUACGCCUUUCCUCUUCCCAGAUACAUUGACGCAGACCGCUUCCGAAGAUCCUGGGAAAAGACUCUUGCACUAUGUGGAAGCCUACGCACAAGAAUGGUCUUCUUCGGGGAUUCUUCCUACCAGAUCGUUGUUGAUGAACCAGUCCACUGGGACGAGACCUUGGGUUCCGAUGUGGCAUCGGCUGUUAAUGCGAUGAACAGUGUAGAGAUGACAUACGGCUCGCAGCUAUGCCGUUACGGAUUAGUAAAGGGCCCUGAUGAUCAGGACUACUUUAUCUGGCUUAUUCACCAUUCUAUUUACGAUGGCUGGACGAUGCGCCUCGUUAUUGAAACCGUCCACCGUCUGUACUAUGGGGCUGACAUCCCACCCAUAGCUCCGUAUUCGGGACUUAUCAGCUAUGUGAAGAAUCUUAACCGCGAUGCCGGCGCUGCCUACUGGAAGGCCCAACUUGAAGACGCAAAAAGGCCGACGUUCCCACUCGUCCCAUCCGAUUUGGCAGCCACCUCGACAUCUGAUGGGGACGCUGAGACAGUAACAAGACUCGAGAAUCACAUGAUUCUUAUCGGAGAGUCAGCCGGAGCGACAUUUACCAGGGCGACAAUUCUGCGCGCCGCGUGGGCAUUGUUGCUUGCGCGAUACUGCGACUCUGAUGACGUCUGUUUUGGCACCACGGUCUCGGGUCGUCAGGUACCUGUUCGGGGUGCCCAAAGAAUCGCCGGACCGUUGAUUGCCAGUGUCCCUAUUCGUAUUCGUCUCGAUCGCCAGCAGUCCGUGGCAGCAUUCCUCCAAGGCGUCCAAGAUCAAGCAAACGAGAUGACCGCUCACGAGCAAUACGGCUUGCAGAGCAUUGCGAAGCUUAGCCCCGAGGCGCAGGAUGCUUGCGACUUUUCAAGCUUGAUUGUCAUCCAGCCAGACAAGAUUCUGGGCUACCCGGAUGUUGACGGCCUUAGAGUCUUGCUUCCUCUUAGCGAUGCGCAUUUCGGUCCCGACCAGAUGCUUGAGGGGUACUACAACUACCCCCUCGUGCUUCAGGUGCAUGUUUUCGAGCACCAGGUGGAACUCUCUGUGACCUAUGACUCGCGAGUUCUUUCUCAAUCUCAAGUACAGGCUUUGUGUUACCAAUACGACCACAUUGUCCAACAGCUGCUCAACCCCACUACAGAUACCGCACUUGGAGACAUCUCUCUAGCCGGGCCUUGGGAUCUGCAGCAAGCACUUGAGUGGAACAGCGAUGAGGAACCAGAGAUUGUUUCCGCCUGUGUUCAUGAACUUGUCGCAGAACAAGCACAGAUCCGACCAGAUGCCCCAGCAAUAGCCGCUUGGGACGGCGAACUGUCAUAUCGCCAGCUAGAUGAAGCAUCAUCCAGGCUUGCUCUCUACCUACUUGAUACGUUCGGCCUCGUAGAGGAUAGCCUCGUACACGUCUGCUUUGAAAAGUCGGUCUGGUUUUUCGUUUCCAUACUGGCUAUCAACAAGGCCGGUUGUGCUUGGGUUCCCCUUGACCCUUCACACCCAGAACAGCGCCAACGACAGGUCAUGAAACAGACCCAAGCAAAGCUCGCCUUGACAUCGGCCAAACACAGAACUGGUGGCUGCCUUUGCGUACCGUCUGAUGAUGUCCGGAUGAACGAUAUCAGCAAUUUCAUGGGCCAGUACUCUGUUAACACCGCCCUGCUCACACCGUCAUUUAUCAGAACGCUCAAGCCCGCCGACGUGCCUAGCCUCAGGGUUCUGAUGCUUGCCGGUGAGGCUGUUGGGCGGGAUAUCUUGGAUACAUGGCUUCAGCCUGGCAAGAUCCGUCUCUUCAACGGUUGGGGACCAGCGGAAACCUGCGUUUUCAGCACCCUCCACGAGUGGCAAUCUCUCAAUGAAUCUCCACGCACCGUUGGGAGACCUGUUGCCGGUUUCUGCUGGAUCGUCGACCCCAAAGACCCUGAGCGCUUAGCACCUAUUGGCUGCCUGGGCGAAGUGAUUAUUCAAGGUCCCACGAUCCUCAGAGAGUAUUUGGCUGACAAGGCUCGUACUGCCGAGAGUAUCUCGCCAUCGCCAAGCUGGGCCCCGAGACGUGAGAUGCCACGCUGGAACCGCAUCUACCGGUCAGGAGAUUUGUGCUACUACAAUCCCGACGGCACGAUUGAGUUUUCCAGUCGCAAGGAUACUCAGGUAAAGAUACGCGGUCUGCGAGUUGAGCUCGGCGAGGUUGAGUUCAGCAUCAGAGCCGCGCUUCAAGGUGCCGCCCAGGUUGUUGUGGACGUGUUCAAGACAGACGCCGGCGCCGUCAAUCUUGCGGCGUACUUCUGCUUCACCAACGACACGUACACCACAAACAAGUCUGGCAGCAACUGCAAUGACAUGUUCCUCCCGCUCACGGAAGAUCUGCAACGUCGCAUAAACCAUGUUAUGGGGGAGCUUACGGUCAAGUUACCUCGCUACAUGGUGCCCUCUAUUUUCAUACCCUGCCGCUAUAUGCCGGUUAUCACCUCUACCAAGAUCGAUAGAAACAUACUCAAAAAAUACAGCGCAGCGUUGCCGAGGGAGGACCUGACCAAGUAUUCCUUGCAGGGGAGCAAGAAGCGUGCCCCGGAGACUGCCAUCGAGAAGCAGCUUCAGCAACUCUGGGCAGAGGUACUGAAGAUUCCCGCCGAUUCGAUUGGUUUGGAUGACAGCUUCCUACGUAUUGGUGGCGAUUCCAUUGCCGCAAUUCGUCUUGUUGCCGUAGCUCGGGACGCUGGGAUGAAGCUGACGGUCAGAGAUAUCUUUGACGACCCCAGACUUUCUGGCAUGGGUGAGAGAGCUUUGGCCGAGGUGGACGAUGACUGGCACUCGGACAAGUCGGAGAUCGCCCCAUUCAGCCUUUUGCCUGAGCAAUUGCAAAACGCGAUGAAUCUUGAAGGGCCAAUGGAUGGUCUCAAUGAGUCUGCCAUGGUCAUCCGCAAGUCGUGUUCACUCUCAAGCAGCCAAGUCAUUGAGGAUACCUACCCUUGCACCAAACUUCAGGAGGGCUUCGCGGCACUCGGUAUCAAGCAGCCGGGAUCUUACAUUGGUAAAUAUGUGUAUAGACUCCCGGAAUACGUCGAUAUUGCCAGGUUCAAAGAGUCUUGGGCCAGAACUGUCGCUCUUUGCGGAAACCUUCGGACUAGAAUCACAUUCGCAGCUGGGCCUUCAGUCCAGGUCGUUGUCAAAGACGAGUUUGCCUGGGAUACGACGGAGGAUUCAAACCUCGUCGAUGCAAUUAAUUCCCUACAGAGCAUCCAGAUGACUGAAGGAUCAAGACUGUGUCGGUAUGGUUUGGCCAAAGACAACAAGGGCCGAUUGUACUUUGUCCUGGCAAUUCAUCACUCAAUCUACGAUGGCUGGACCAUGCGCCUGGUCAUCAACGCUAUCAACCGUAUCUACAAGAACGACAGUUCCCCAGCUCUUACGCCAUAUACUCAGUUCAUUAAAUAUGCGAUCAACAUGGACGAGGGAAGCAGUGCCAGCUACUGGAAGACGCAACUUGUAGACGCUAAACAGGCCACAUUCCCACCCAUUCCCAGAACCCUCCCAUCAUCCGCGGGUGCCCAGGUUACUCGUAUUUUGAGAGAGACCAUUCAGCUCGACCGCUCAGUCAACUCAUCUUCUUCGGUAACCAAAGCGACACUCCUUCGUGCUGCUUGGGCGGUUCUCCUUGCGCGAUGCUGCGAUACAGACGAUAUUUGCUUCGGAACUUCAGUAUCUGGACGGCAAGCACCGGUCCAUGGCAUCGAAGCCAUGGCGGGACCUCUCGUAGCUACUGUCCCGGUCCGGGUACGCCUAGACCCAGCCAAGAAGGUUUCUGAGUUCCUUCAGGAAAUGCAGAAGCAGUCUACCGAUAUGGCAGCCCACGAACAAUACGGUCUCCAGAAAAUCCUCAAGGUCAGCUCAGACGCCCGCGACGCCUGUGAGUUUUCCAGUUUGUUAGUCGUCCAGCCUGCACAGCUGGUCAAGUUCUCCGAGGACGAUUCUCAGAAGCCCAUUCUUGAAAAUGUUAGCUCGGAGUACUUUGGCCAGGAAGAGCUUCUGGAAGGCUACUUUAACUAUCCACUCGUGGUCCAGGGUCUCGUGCAUGAGACAUCCGUAGAGCUUAUGCUAGUUUACGACUGCCGCAGCGUCCCCGAACCUCGAGCCGAGGCAAUCUCCCGACAGCUCAACCACAUUGUCCAGCAGAUGAACAGGGAGCUUGGCGUUCUCGGUGACAUCGCUACAGCUGGGCCAUGGGAUCUGGAGCAAGCAAUUGCGUGGAACAACCAUGAUACCGCAGGGCAUGCUGUCGUUCAUGCCUGCGUCCAUGACUUUGUUCAGCAGCACGCAACCAAGACUCCGGAUGCCCUCGCUGUUAAUGCGUGGGAUAUGCAACUUACCUAUGCCCAGUUGAACAGCGCCGCCAACAGACUAGCACAUCACCUUGUUAAUGAAUACGACGUCAAAGUGGACGAGUUUAUCCAUGUCUGCUUCGAAAAGACAGCCUGGUUCUUCGUUGCAAUCCUGGCCAUCAACAAAGCCGGUGGUGCUUGGGUUCCGUUGGAGCCCUCCCAUCCCGAACAACGCCAGAUGCAAGUUGCCAAACAGACUGGAGCCCGAUUGGCCUUGGCGUCGCCUACCAAUGCUGCCAAAUGCCAUUCUCUGGUUGACCAGGUCGUCGUAGUUUCUGCCGAUCUGGAUAUGGUCUUGAGUGAUGAACACAGCCUUGACCCGCCGAAGCGCAACAUUUCCCCGAGCAACGCUGCUUACGUUCUGUUCACUUCGGGCAGUACGGGAGUACCGAAGGGUCUGGUGAUGGAACAUGAGUCUGUAUGUACCAGCCAGAUCGCCAUUGGAAAGCGCGUCGGCUUGCACCCGGGCGCUCGGAUGCUUCAGUUUGCCUCUUACGUCUUUGAUGCCUGCAUUGGCGAAGCCAUUGGCUCUUUCAUAGCCGGUGCUUGUAUUUGUGUGCCGUCUGAAGAGAUUCGGAUGGACACUUUCCGCCUCACAGAGUUUAUCCGAGAGACAGACGUCACCUGGGCGCUACUGACACCAGCCUUCAUCCGUACACUGCGGCCCAGCGAUGUCCCCAGCUUACAAGUCCUGAUGCUUGCCGGUGAGGCGGUAGGACGAGACAUCCUUGAGAGGUGGCAUGGAAAGGUUCAGCGUUUGUUCAACGGCUGGGGCCCAGCCGAGACAUGCGUGUUCAGCACACUUCACGAGUGGAAAUCUCCUUCUGAGUCACCCUUGACUAUCGGUCGGCCUGUUGGUGGCUUCUGCUGGAUCGUAGAUCCGAACGAUAGCAGUAAGUUGGCGCCAACUGGCUGCAUGGGCGAGAUUGUCAUUCAGGGUCCGACUGUCCUCCGUGAAUAUCUCUCCAGCCCCGAACAGACGGCAAAAUUUGUUGUCAAGAAUCUCCCCAAAUGGGCCCCACGGCGCUCGCUCUCCCGGUGGAAGCGAUUCUACAAAUCGGGAGAUUUGGGUUUCUACAACGCGGAUGGAACCCUCGAGUUUGCCAGUCGUAAGGAUACGCAAGUCAAGAUCCGCGGCCUUCGUGUGGAACUGGGAGAAGUUGAGCAGCACAUCCGAGACCUCCUCCAACCCGUCCAGCAUGUCAUUGUCGACGUCUAUAGGGCGAAUGGCGUGGCGAACCUUGUCGCAUUCUUCAGCUUUGGAGGAGGAUCAUCGAAGUUUGAGCCCGGGGAGAGCGUCUUUAUGGCACCAACACCCGUGUUCGAAGAACGUAUGACGGCUUUGCUCGGGCAGCUCAGCAUCCGCCUCCCUCGUUACAUGGUUCCCACCCUAUUCAUCCCCUGCCGAUACAUGCCAACCAUUACAUCGACCAAGGUCGACAGGAAGAAGUUACUCCAGCUAAGUGCCACUCUCACCCAGGAAGAGCUAACAGCGUAUUCACUUAGCAACAGCAAGAAAAACCCACCACAGACCCCCAAUGAGAUCUGCCUCCAGGGUAUCUGGGCCCAGAUCCUCAAGGUUGACGCUGAUUCCAUUGGUCGCGAUGACAGCUUCUUGCGUAUUGGAGGCGACUCCAUUGCGGCCAUCCGGCUGGUGUCUCUAGCCCGUGAGGCAGGCCUUGAACUCAAAGUCCAGGAUGUUUUUGAUGACCCUCGCCUGAGUGCUGUCAGUAAGAGGGCCAUCACUUUGGAAGAGCAUGAUGACGGCGGUGUCAACCCCAUCGCCCCUUUCAGCCUUCUCGAUGAGCCCUCUAGAUCUAUCAUCACGGCCCAGGAAGAUGCAUCAUUCCGCGCUCAGUGCGGUCUACCUAAUGAUGCCGUCAUUCAAGACGCUUACCCCUGCUCUAAGCUCCAGGAGGGUCUCAUUGCUCUCUCCGAGAAAGAUCCUGGCACGUACAUCGGAAGACACGUCUAUAGACUUCCCAAAUCUGUGGAUUUGGCGCGUUUCAAAGGGGCAUGGGAGAAGACACUGUCCCUUUGCGGCAAUCUCCGAACCCGCAUAGUCUUCUGCGAGAACAAGCAUAUCCAGCUUGUGAUCGAGAAUGAUACAGAAUGGGAUGCGUUUGCGGACCAUGAUAUCGACAGCGUCAUUCGUCUUUCGAAAUCUGCAAAGAUGUCUUACGGAUCGAAGUUAUGCCGCUAUUCUCUCGCCAAAGCAGAUGACGGCAGCCAUUACUUUUUCUGGACGUUCCAUCACGCCAUCAACGAUGGAUGGACUAUGCGCCUGGUUAUUGACUCUCUUCACGAGUCCUACCAUGGGGCCAGCCCCCUAAGCCAACCACAGCCUCACUCCCACUUCAUCGAAUACGUGAAGAACAUGGGUGAGGAUGCUGCAGCGGUUAACUAUUGGAGACAAGAGCUUGGAGGCGCUACCUGCGCUAGCUUUCCUCCCACAAAGACUAUUAAAUCGAAACACUCGAGCCGUUCUUUCAACAAAGUCAUUGACCUUCCCGCAUUCAGUACUUCCUCUUCUGUGACCAAGGCCACGAUACUCCGGGCAGCAUGGGCGAUUCUCCUAGCUCGCUACAGCGAUACUGACGAUGUGUGCUUUGGGACAACCGUGUCUGGACGACAAGCCCCUGUCCGAAAUGCGGAAACCAUUACCGGUCCCCUGGUUGCUACUGUGCCUGUUAGAGUCCGACUCGACAAGAAGCAAUCCGUGGCAGAGUACCUGCGCUCUGUUCAAAAACAGGCUUCUGACAUGGUACCUUACGAGCAAUUCGGACUCCAAUCCAUCUCAAAGCUGGGUAAAGAAUUUGAGGCUGUGUGCAACUUUUCGAGUCUUUUCGCAGUGCAGCCGGCCCAACAACUUGCUGCCCCCGGUGACGGAGAGGAUCCGCUUGUGGUAUCCGCGAAUGCCGACAUCUAUGGCUCGGACGAGCUUGUCCAAGGUUAUUUUAACUAUCCGCUUGUCGUUCAAGGCCUUGUUUACGGUGACCGGGUCGAACUGUCCCUCAUAUACGACACAGGUGUUCUCGGCGAAUACCAGGUCCAAGCACUAUCAAACCAGUUCAACCAUAUCGUAAGCCAGCUUCUCGGUGACGGUGCUGCCACUCUCGGUUCCGUGUCCGUGGCCGGACCGUGGGACCUUCACCAGGCCCUUUCCUGGAACACGGAGACGCCGGAACCAGUUCAGGAUACCCUUCACGGCAUGUUCCGCCGCCAGGCUGAGCGUUUCCCAGACAGGGAAGCCAUUUACUCUUGGGAUGGCAGUCUCUCCUACGCGGCCUUGGAUGAUGUCUCAACCCGCCUGGCCGCUCACAUUAUCGGCCUCGGCGUCCAGCUCAACACACCUAUCCCGAUAUGCUUUGAGAAGUCCAUGUGGGCUGUCGUUGCUAUGCUGGGUAUCCUCAAAGCAGGCUGCGCAUUCGUGCCUCUUGACGGAACACAUCCAAUUGAGCGCCGCAAAGCAAUCGUUGCGGAUAUAAACUCACCUAUCGUGGUGGCGUCCGCGUCGAUGGCAGCGUCAAAUGUGACUCUUGGACCAAAGGUGGUGAGCGUGUCUCCCGAAUUUAUCGAAACACUGCCCGUUGCGAGGGACAUUCAUCCCCAGGCAGACAGUUCUCCGGAGAUGGCAUACAUCAUCUUCACAUCGGGAUCCACCGGUAAACCCAAGGGCAUAGUCGUGGACCACAACGCCAUCUGCACGAGCAUAUUGGCCCAAGGACGUGUUGCCGGGCUUGCAGACGGAAACGAGUGUCGAUUCUUGCAGUUCGGAAACUACAUUUUCGACGCUUGCAUCACCGAGAUAUUCACAUGUUUCGCGUUUGGAGGCACCACUUGCGUUCCGUCCGACGCACAACGUCUCCAAGAUAUCGCUGGCUUCAUGACCGAGGCCCGUGUCACCAUUACUGUGCUACCGCCCUCGUUCGUGUCGACUUUCAGCCCCGCCGAUGUGCCAACCCUCAAAACACUAUUGAUUGGAGGUGAACCCGCAACCAGGGACGUUAUUAAGACAUGGCAUGGCCAUCUGAGGCUGAUGAACGCCUACGGACCCGCGGAGACCUGCGUGUUUUGCACCCUGCAUGAGUAUCCCUCGCCGGAUGCUUCGCCAGUAAACAUUGGCCGGGGCUUCAGCAACCGCUGCUGGGUUGUCGAACCGGACAGCAACAGGUUGGCACCUAUUGGAUGCGUUGGAGAACUCAUGGUAGAAGGAGAUGCUCUAGCACGCGGGUAUCUGAACGAUGCGGCGCGUACAAAGGAUGUGUUCUCUAAUACCCUUGAUCUGGCCUGGCUACCCCUUAGCCUUCGCGAGGCUUCUGAUGGACGACGUUCCUAUAGAACCGGUGACCUGGUGAGGCAGGAACCUGACGGUUCUUUGAUAUACGUCGGCCGAAAAGAUAUCCAGGUUAAGUUGAGAGGUCAGCGCAUCGAACUCGCCGAAAUCGAAUACCAUAUCAAGGAGCUCUACCCCGACGUGUGCAAUGUCGCAGCAGACGUUAUUAAGCAAAGUUCAGGAGAACUUCUCGUUGCUUACCUGUCAUUUGAGGAUAACAAGUCAACCAAGGAUUUGGACCAAAAGAUUCUCUCCAUCGACGGCGAUCUGAAGGAGCGUCUCGCCAAUCUAUCGGAGGACUUGCGAGCAAGACUUCCUGGAUACAUGACUCCAGCACUCUUCAUUCCCAUCCGACAACUUCCAGUUUUCUUGGCCUCCAUGAAGAUCGACCGUAAGACGCUUCACGCUUUUGGCAGUAGCCUAUCUCCUCGCCAAUUGGCAGCUUUGUCCCUGGACGACCGAGUGAAAACCCAGCCUCGUACAGAUAUGGAGUUCCGUCUUCGCGAUGUCUGGGCGCAGGUUCUAAACAUUCAAGCCGGCGAUAUUGGCCUCAAUGAUAGCUUCCUUCGUAUCGGAGGCGACUCGAUCAGCGCCAUCAAACUUGUUUCUCUCGCGCGGCAGUUCGGCAUCGGACUAACAGCCGCGGCAAUUUUCCAAGAUUCAAGACUUUCGCACUUGGCCUCCGUUGCUACGUUGGAAGAAGAGGUUGUGAAUGAUUGUUCGCUGCCCUUUAGUUUGGUUCCUGCUGCAGACCGCUCAAGCAUUGUAUCUGAGGCAUUGGUAGCCUGCAAAGUGUCCGAUGAAGCCAACAUUGAGGACAUCUACCCUUGCACAAAGCUUCAAGAAGGUCUAAUGGCACUUUCCGUGAAGCAACCCGGUUCCUACAUGGCCACCUUCACAUACCAGCUCCCAACCUUUGUCGAUAAAGCCCGUUUCAAGCAGGCGUGGGAGGCAACUGUAGCAUCUUGCGGCAACCUACGCACACGUGUUGUAUUUGCAGCCGGGUCUUCUUAUCAGGUUCUGCUCAAGGACGAUGCAAGCUGGGACUCGGUAAAGGGCUACAGCACAAUCUCUCAUUGUGAAAUGACAUACGGUUCCAGACUCAGUCGCUAUGCCCUCAUGGAGAAUAGCAGUGACAACACAACCCACUUUGUCUUGACCCUCCAUCAUGCCAUCUACGACGGCUGGUCUUUCCAACUCCUCAUGGAGACGCUGAAAAGCCAUUACUAUGGCAAUUACAUACCGGAGCUACCAGCCUACGUCGACUUUGUUCGCACUACGAUCAAGCUCGAUCAGGCGGCAAGUCGUGAGUUCUGGGAAGAUCAGCUGCACGAGGCUAAGAAAGCAACAUUCCCAUCCCCAUCCAACGCUCAGGUAUUUGAAACUUUCACAAAAUCACACACGGAGUGCCUUCGGAAGACUGUGAGCUUCCCUCGAUCGACUGAGUCCAAGAUAACAAAGGCGACCAUUUUGCGCGCGGCGUGGGCGAUGCUUUUAGCCCGCUACUCUGAUUCUGAUGACAUCUGCUUCGCUACAACAGUGUCAGGUCGCCAGGCGGUUGUUGCAGGUAUCGACAGGAUGGCUGGACCGACUCUUGCGACUUUGCCCGUCCGUGUCCGGAUUCAGGGUGAGCAGACGGUCCAGCAAUAUCUGAACGACGUGCAAGACCAAGCAGCAGCUACAAUUGCACAUGAACAAUUCGGUCUGCAGGACAUCUCAAAAAUCAGCAAUGACAUCAAAGACGCCUGCGACUUCACCAGUCUCCUAGUCAUCCAGCCCGGACAAGCCGUGAAGUUUGCCAACAAUGACGGCAACUCGAUCCUGAUUGAGACCGAACAGCAGGAUCUAGCGGCAGCUGGGGCGGCGGAUGGACACUUUAACUACCCACUGGUGAUGCAAGGGCAAAUACUCGACGAAGAAGUGCAACUUCUUGCAGUAUACGACUCAUCUGUCCUCGCAGAGUCCCAGAUCAUUUUGCUUUGCGAAAGGUUCAACCAUAUUGCGCAACAGCUCAUCGCACACCAGGACGAGACUCCCAUCCGGGAUAUCACCAUUGCUGGACCUAACGAUCUGCAGCAGGCCAUCGCAUGGAAUAGUGAGGAAACGGAGGUGGUUGAUGCUUGUCUGCACAAACUCGUUGACAGGCAAGCUCGCUUAACGCCUAACGCACCCGCUGUCCAUGGCUGGGACGCGACAUUUACUUAUGAGGAGCUGAAUGGCGCGGCUAACCGGUUGGCUCAUCAUCUUGCGGCCUUCGGGGUACAACUGGACGAGUUUGUUCAUGUGUACUUUGACAAGUCAGCAUGGUAUGUUGUAGCUAUCCUCGCUAUUAACAAAGCCGGAGGAACAUGGGUUCCUCUUGAUCCAUCGCAUCCCGAGGAGCGCCAGCGCCAGAUCGUCUCACAAACUGGCGCAAGAUUGGCUUUGACAUCACCAGCCCAUACGGCAACAGCUCGAAGGAUGGUCAAGAGCGUCAUCGAAGUCUCGCCUGCUCUAGACGAAAACCUCCUUAGAUUUGCGCCGUCUUCCAACACCACCCUUUCAGCCCCAACCAACCUCGCGAGCCCAAGAAACGCAGCCUAUGUGCUCUUCACAUCAGGCAGCACAGGUGUUCCGAAGGGACUUAUCAUGGAACAUGGAUCUGUGUGUACGAGUCAGAUUGCGAUCGGAAAGAGGCUGCGAAUCACUUCAGACGUGCGUAUGCUCCAGUUUGCCUCGUAUGUAUUCGAUCUAUGCAUUGGAGAGAUUUUCUGCCCUCUGCUUCACGGCGCUUGCGUCUGCAUCCCAUCCGAGGAGUCCAAGAUGGGCGACCUUGCCGGCUUUGUUCGUACCACGAAUGCCAACUGGGCUAUUUUGACGCCUUCUUUCGUGAGGACCAUGCAACCAGACCAGUACCCUGGCCUGGAACUGCUAAUCCUAGCCGGCGAAGCCGUUGGUCGCGAUAAUCUAGACACUUGGUUCGGAAAGGUGCGCCUUGUGAACGGCUGGGGACCUGCUGAGACCUGCGUUUUCAGCGCAAUGCACGAAUGGUCUUCUCUUGACGAAUCGCCGCUGACCGUGGGACGUCCGGUGGGAGGACACGGCUACAUUGUCGAUCCUACCGACGCCCAUAAGCUGGUCCCGGUCGGGUGUCUCGGAGAACUCGUUAUCCAGGGGCCCACGAUUAUGCGUGAGUACUUGUCGGAUGCCGAGCGGACAGCCGUCUCCGCCAUCCCGGCGGCGGACUGGGUACCGAACAGCACGUCUCCGAGAUGGGCUCGAUUCUACCGUUCCGGCGAUUUGUGUCGGUACAACGCCGAUGGAACGAUCGAGUAUGUCACGAGAAAGGAUACGCAAGUCAAGGUGCGAGGAUUGCGUAUCGAGCUGGGUGAGAUGGAACAAAACAUCAGGACGUAUCUCGAGGGCGUGAAAGAAGUGGCCGUCGAUGUGCUGCAAACCGGCAACGCCGUCCAGCUCGUGGCUUACUUUACCGUGGUGGACAAUAUGCCGAACACAACCAUUGGUAUCCCUUGUGAAGGUCUAUUUUUGCCGCUGUCUGCAGACUUAGAACGUCGUGUGAACAGUCUGGUUGGCGUUCUUGGUGUCAAACUCCCUAAUUACAUGAUUCCCGCCGUCUUUAUCCCAUGCAGCUACAUGCCUUUUACGAGCUCGACAAAGCUCAACCGAAACCUUCUUCGAAGUCUCGCCUUGGAGCUCAGUUACAACCAGAUCUCACGCUACAGUUUGUCAAGCAGCGAAAAGCAUGCUCCAGAAACACCUGUAGAGUUCAAGAUACGAGAGAUCUGGGCAAAGGUUCUCGGAUUACCAGUGGAAUCCAUUGGCCGAGACGAUAGCUUUCUCCGAAUCGGCGGUGACUCCAUCGGUGCAAUUCGUCUGGUAACCCUGGCCCGAGAGGUCGGCCUGGAACUGACCGUCAAGAACAUAUUUGAUGACCCACGGUUGUCUGGAAUGAGUUCUACGGCAGUGGAGAUCGACUUGGACACUUCCAGGGACGUGGAAUUGCAAGGUCACAACGAUGUUGCUCCCUUCGACCUCCUGGAGCAACCCAUUCGCGACCUCAUGCAAUCACAUCCAGCUAACAAUGACCUUCGCCAGUUGUACGGGCUAUUGGAGACGGACGUUAUCAACGAUGCCUAUCCCUGUACUCAACUUCAAGAAGGUCUCUUGGCCGUCGGAGAGCGCCAGCCUGGAUCAUACAUCCUUAAGACUGUCUACAAACUCCCUGAGCAGGUAGACUUGGCCAAGUUCAAGGCCGCUUGGGAACAUGUCGUUUCUGUCUGUGCCAACCUUCGUACGAGGGUCGCCAUCUUGAAGGGAGAGACCAUUCAACUCACCAUCAAGGAUGAUGUCCACUGGGAAGCCAACGGCCAAGUCAACAACGACUUGGAUUCUUUACUCCAAGGCAUGAAGAAUGUCCGCAUGACCUACGGUUCACGGUUGAGCCGUUACGCUAUCGCCCAAUCUGAGGGCAUCCACUACUUUGUGCUAUUUAUGCAUCACUCGAUCAGUGAUGGGUGGACCAUGAGAAUCAUCAUGGAAACCCUCCACAACGCAUACAACAAUACGGAGAUUCGGUCCCUCAAAUCGUUUGCUGGGCUCGUCAAGUACGCGAGGAACCUUGACAAGGAUGAAGAGGCUCGAUACUGGAGAACACAGCUGCAGGAUGCCCAGCGAGCUGCUUUCCCAUCAUCUACGGUGACCAAAUCGAGCACCAGCCAUGCCACAAAGUCUCUUAAAUCCGCGAUAGACUUCUUGCCGCUCUCAAAAUCCUCCAUUACGAAGGCCACUAUUAUCCGAGCUGCUUGGGCUAUCGUUCUGGCACGGUACAGCGACACUGACGACAUCACUUUCGGAUCGACCGUCUCUGGCCGCCAAGCACCAAUUCGGGGGCUGGACAAAAUGGCGGGAGCCGCAGUCGCAACCGUACCGGUCAGGCAGAGACUAGACAAGUCAAACUCCAUCUCUCAGUUCCUGCACAAGAUCCAAGACCAGGCUGCCGACAUGAUUGCUCACGAGCAGUUUGGCUUGCGUCAGAUCUCUGAGACGAUUCCUGAAGCCAAAGAUGCCCUGGACUUCUCUAGCUUGCUCGUUGUUCAAACAGCUGGAGAGGUCGACCCGACUACCGGUUUGGAGGAUCACGUCUUGUCUCCCGUGGAACUCGCUCAGUUGACCCAGGAGUCGGAUUUUGAGUUCCAAGGCUACUUCAACUAUCCUCUUGUCGUCCAGGGACACAUCGCCGCAAAGGUUGAGUUGCUUCUUGUCUAUGACUCUAGCAUUCUCGAAGAUGCUCAGAUGGAAGCUCUUUCAUCACAAUUUAACCACGUAGUUCAGCAACUGCUUACUCAAGACGAGACCGCCGGAUCCCUCGGCAAUAUCUCCUUGUCUGGUCCUUGGGACUCGCAAAAGGUCAUCCAGUGGAACGCAUCUCCUCCCAAACUGGUCAAUACGUGCAUCCAGGAUAUCAUCGCGACGCAGGCGGCCAAGCACCCGAACAAGGAAGCCAUUGAUGCUUGGGACGGAAAUGCCACAUACGCCCAACUCGAGGCUAUGUCCACGACCUUCGCGAAGCACCUUAUCCGUAACGGUUUGAAACCAGAAAGCCUGGUGCCUGUCUGCUUGGAGAAGUCUCUCUGGGCUUCCGUUGCGAUGUUGGGCGUUUUGAAGGCGGGAGCUGCUAUUGUUCCGAUUGACCCAUCUCAUCCUGAGGAGCGUCAUCGCGAGGUCAUUGAGCAGACUCGAGCUCAGCUUAUUGUUGCAUCACCUUCUGCGAUGGAGGCAUGCGUCAAACUAUCAGCUCGAGUUAUUACCAUUUCAGAGCCCGAGAUGAAUCAUCUCAUCAUGGUGGAAACCAACGUGUACAGGACUGCCUUGCCAAAGACUCAAAGCGAUGACCCCGCAUAUGUCCUAUUCACAUCUGGUUCGACGGGCAAACCCAAGGGCAUCGUUGUCCAGCACCACGCCAUAUGCUCGAGUUUGACCACUCAGUGCAAGGUUCUAGGCCUAUCCGAGUCUAGCCGUGUUCUACAAUUCGGCAACCACAUCUUCGAUGCGGUGAUCACUGAGAUAUUUGGCACCUUGGUCUUUGGCGGCACUGUCUGCACGCCGUCAGAGGCAUCGCGUCUUCAGGACAUCCAGGCUUACAUCAGAGAGACCAGCGUCAACUUUGCCCUUCUCACGCCCUCCUUUGUCAGCACAUUCAAUCCAGCAAACGUCCCAAGCCUCGAAACCCUUGUCUUGGUAGGUGAGGCUCCGACACCGGAUGCCAUCAGUUCGUGGUACCCCUAUGUCAGGCUUCUCAACGGAUACGGACCGACGGAAACAUGCGUUAUCUGCGUGAUCCACGAGUAUCCAUCGAUUGAUGCGUCACCUAGGACCAUCGGUCGUGGCUUCAACAACCUCUGCUGGAUCGUGGAGCCAGAUGAUCAUACCCGCCUUGCACCCGUUGGAUGCACCGGUGAGCUCGUCGUCCAGGGCUACGCCUUGGCACAGGGUUACUUGAACGAUGAGGCCCGGACCAAGCAGUCCUUUGUUCCUGGGGAUGCCGAAGACCUCCGGAUGUACAAGACUGGAGAUCUUGUUCGAUACAACUCCGAUGGUACAACUGAAUACGUCGGUAGACGCGAUGGCCAAGUUAAGCUCCACGGCCAACGUAUUGAACUAGGAGAAAUUGAGCACAGUAUCAAGGAGGCAUGUCCCGAGGCGGAACAUAUCGCUGCAGAUGUAGUCAGCAGAGACUCUGCGAAGCUUCUCAUCGCAUUUGUGUCAUUUGCAGAUGUCGCCACUACGGAUUCUGAUAUCUCUAGCAACAGCCGUUUGGUUUCCAUGAACAACUCGCUACAGACCCGCGUGGCAGGUAUCCUUGACCACCUCCGAGUUAAGCUACCGUCAUACAUGGUGCCGAACGCUCUCUUGGUUUUACGGGACAUGCCUUUCAACACGUCUAUGAAGCUGGACCGCAAGAAUCUCCGCACCUUGGCUGCUGGUCUCACCACCGAUGAGCUCAAGGCCUACACCCUCACCCGUCAAGAAAAGGUGGAGCCCAAGACCGACAUGGAGGUCCGCAUGAGGGAGCUUUGGGCCCAAGUCCUGGGUAUUUCUGCAGACUCGAUUAGCAGAACGGACAGCUUCCUUGGCAUUGGUGGAGAUUCGAUUUCUGCAAUCAAGCUCGUCACACUCGCUCGCGAGAGCAGCGGCAUUGCCAUCACUGUGGCGUCUAUCUUCAAGAACUCGCGUCUUGACAGCAUGGCUGCAGCUGCUGGAGUCGUCGAGGUGGAUAACUUCAUCUCCGAGGUUCAAGAGCAUUGCGGCUUGUCCGAUGCCAGCCAAAUUGAGGACAUUUACCCCUGCACUAGCCUCCAAGAGGGUCUGAUUGCGCUGGCCGUCAAGCAGCCUGGAUCGUAUAUCAGCAGAUUCGUCUAUAAGAUUUCAGAUGGCGUCGAUAUGGCCCGGCUCAUAAGCGCUUGGGAACGUACUGUCUCCGCCUGCAAGAUCUUGCGGACUAGGAUCGCGCUUCUAGACGAUGCAGUGGUGCAGGUUGUAGUUGCAGAUGAGCCUGUUUGGGAGACCUUCGGCGCCGAAAACAACCAUUUGACGCUGAAGAAGACACUUUCUGAGAUGACCAAGAUCGAGAUGGGUUACGGGGCAAGACUCUGCCGUUAUUCACUGGCCAAGGGUGAAGACGGAGCAAACUAUCUCGUCUGGGCCCUUCAUCAUGCCGUCUUUGACGGUUGGACCACUCGUUUGAUUGUCGAGACAUUCCAUCAGGCAUACUAUGGUACCGACCUGGGUACGCCCCCGCCGUAUGCCGACUUCAUCAGGUAUACCAUGGACCUCGACGCGGAAGAUUGCAGCGAAUACUGGAGAAACGAGCUGCAGGAUGCCAAGCGUGCGAUUUUCCCUCCCACUAAGGCGGGACCUGGAGGCGCAAGUAGAACUUUCCGUCAUCGCCUUGCCAUGCCAAACUCUACCGGAACUUCAAUCACGAAGGCGACUAUCCUCCGAGCCGCCUGGGCUAUUGUCCUGGCUCGAUACUGCGCGUCGGAAGAUAUCUGCUUCGGAGCGACCAUCUCCGGACGCACUGCGCCCGUUACCGGAGUCGAUAGCAUUGCCGGCCCGAUUAUUGCGACGGUCCCUCUCAGGGUGAAGGUUGACAGCGAGAAAGCGACGAUAUCUUCAUUCCUUAACAGCCUUCAGGACAAGGCCAUGGACAUGGUUCCAUUUGAACAGUUUGGUCUCCAAAAUAUUACCAAGUUAAGCCAGGAGGCGAAAGAAGCAUGCGAGUUUAGCAGUCUCUUGGUUGUCCAGCCUGUUGCAGACCUCCUGUUCUCUGAUAACCCAACGAAGCCCGUCAUCGAGCAUGCCGACGCUGACGAGCUUACCUCCGAGGCAUUGGAUGGUUACUUCAACUACCCCCUCGUCGUCCAAGGCCAUGUUCACCGCAACAGGGUUGAGCUAGCACUUGUAUAUGAUCCUGAAGUGCUCUCCAGUGCGCAGAUUGACUGUCUUGCACAUCAAUACGACAAUGUUGUCCAGCAACUGCUCAAGCAAGACGAGACUCCUCUCGCCGACGUGGUCAUCACGAGCGCGCUUGAUGUCCAGCUGGCUCAAGAGUGGAACAGUCGCGAUGUUCCAGACAUUGUAUCCUCUUGCUUCCAUGCUAUUUUUGAAGGGCAGGUUAGGAAGCAACCCAACGCGCCAGCAUUGUACGCGUGGGAUGCGCAGUUUACCUACCGCGAGCUGAACAUAGCCGCGAACAAGCUUGCUUGGCAUCUCAUCAAGAGUUGCCAUGUCAGGAGGGGCGACAUAGUCCACACAUGCUUCGAGAAAUCCGCGUGGUUCUUCGUUGCCAUGUUGGCUAUCAACAAAGCCGGCGCCGCGUGGUCGGCGCUGGAUCCGGGACACCCGUCUGAUCGCCAUCGCCAGAUCACCGGGCAGACGGGGUCAAGGCUCACACUGGCCUCGCCUUCUACCCACGACAUUUGUAUGGGACUCACAGACGACGUCCUAGUGGUCUCAGAGGCCCUAGACCGUACCCUGGGCGCGUCUCUCGGUCUUCACACCCCGAAAACCGGCGUUUCGCCCGACAAUGCCGCAUACAUCCUUUUCACCUCUGGCAGUACCGGUGUCCCUAAGGGUUUCGUGAUGGAGCAUGAGGCGGUUUGCAGCAGUCAAAUCGCGAUUCUUAAGAGGUUGGGAAUGCGUGCAGAUGCGAGAAUGCUGCAAUUUGCAUCCUACGUCUUCGAUGCCAUUAUUCUAGAGUCGGUCGGCACUCUCAUUGCUGGAGCCUGUAUCUGCGUCCCUUCAGACCAUAUGCGGAUGAACAACCUUACGGAGUUCAUGAGGGAUGCAAAUGCUACCUGGUCGCUUCUUACCCCGUCCUUCUUGCGUACCCUUACGCCAGAUGACCUGCCCAGCCUCAAAGUGUUGAUAGCCACCGGAGAAGCCGUGGGCAAGGACAUCGUCGAUACGUGGCAUGGCCGAGUACGUCUCUUCAACGGCUGGGGCCCUGCCGAGACCUGUGUGUUUAGCACACUUCAUGAAUUCAGCCCUACUGAUUCUUCACUUACCAUUGGCCGUGGUGUCGGAGGUUUGUGUUGGAUCGUCGAGCCCAAGGACCCUCGACGUCUGGCGCCGACUGGUUGCAUUGGCGAAAUCGUCAUACAAGGGCCGACCCUGUUACGUGAGUAUCUCGGCAAUAAGCAACUUACAGAGCAAACCACGGUUCGGCCACUCCCUGGCUGGGCACCCCGCCGUGAGCAACCUCGCUGGAAUCGAUUCUACAAGUCUGGCGAUCUCGGUUUCUACAAUAAGGCCGACGGCACCAUCGAGUUUUCCAGUCGCAAGGACACGCAAGUUAAGAUUCGUGGUCUGCGUGUUGAGUUGAGUGAAGUCGAGCAUCACGUCCGCGCGGCUCUUGAAGGUGUCUGCCAAGUGGCCGUGGACGUGUUCAAGACUGAAGCCAGCACCAACCUGGUCGCAUACUUCUGCUUCAACAAUGAUACUCAGGCUUCUAGUCUGGAAAGCCCCUUCAUGCCCAUCACUAGCAGCCUCAAGAGAACCAUUGCAACCAUGGCUGGUCAGCUGGCUGUGCGUUUGCCUCAGUACAUGGUGCCGACGCUUUUCGUACCCUGCAAACACAUGCCCGUCAUCACAUCAACGAAAUUGGACAGGAAGAAGCUCAGGAGCCUUACCGCUGCUCUUGACCAACAGGAACUCGUCAUGUACUCGCUGGCAGACGGGAAACAUCGCCAGCCUGAGACCGAAAGUGAAACUCGGAUGCAGAAGCUCUGGUGCGAUCUCUUGGGCCUACCAGUAGAGAUGGUUGGCCGAGACGACAGUUUCCUCCGCAUUGGAGGCGAUUCCAUCUCGGCUAUUCGUCUGGUCUCUGCCGGUCGUAAGGCCGGUUUCGCUUUCUCAGUCAAGGACAUUUUUGAUGACCCUAGACUUUCGGCUCUAAGUCUGAAGUUGAAGGCAACCGACAGCGAGGAUAGUCAAGUCGUCGAAGACAACACUCCCUUCAGCUUAUUGACAAAACCAAUUCAGGAUGUCGUGAGGCAUCACUCUGCGGGUAAUAGCCCAUCUGUCGACGGCCAAGGUUCAAGCCCAUCUCUCCGCGAUAUUUGCAACUUGUCGCAGAAUGCUCUCAUUGAGGAUGCCUACCCCUGCAGUAGACUGCAAGAAGGCCUGAUGGCGCUCGCGGUCAAGCAGCCCGGCUCUUAUGUAGCGCGCCAUGUCUACCGGUUGGGAGACGUCGAUAUGGCCAGGUUCAAGUCUGCUUGGGAGAAGACAGUCUCUUUGUGUGAGAACCUGCGCACCAGAAUUGUACUUUUCCAGGGCGAGUCUAUCCAAGUUGUUAUCACAGACGAUAUUGUCUGGGAUACAGAACACGACAGCAACAAAACCAUGGGCUACGGCUCUAGGCUUUGCCGCUACAAGAUCAUUCAAGGCGCAGACGGUAGCAAUUACUUCAUCUGGACCAUUCACCACGCCAUUAACGAUGGCUGGACGGACCGGAUGGUCAUGGAAACCCUACACCAAGCCUACCGCCACCCCGACCGCAAAAUCCGGGCACCGGCUCCGUACUCCAGGUUCAUUCGAUACAUGCUUCACCUGGACCAUGAAGCCGGGUCUAGAUACUGGGCUGACCAGCUCCGCGAUGCAAAGAGAACACAUUUCCCGGUAACGCGGUCCGCGCCCCUGCCGGUCACUGAAAGUACGGAGACCAUCACGACCCGUAUAUCAAAGACUAGCAUCGCCUUCCCGGAGUCUUUAAACAACCGCGUGACCGCGGCCACUGUCCUUCGCGCAGCCUGGGCUCUUGUCCUCUCUCGCCACACUGACUCGGAGGAUGUCUGCUUCGGAACCACCGUCUCCGGCCGUCACGCCCCGUUGGACGGAAUUGAAGAUGUAGCGGGACCCGUCGUUGCUACGGUUCCCGUCCGAGUCCGGAUCGACCGGCAACAGUCCAUCACUGGCUUCCUGGACCAAAUCCAAAGCCAGGCCACGGGCAUGGUGGCACAUGAGCAGUUUGGCCUGCAGAAUAUUGCUAAGCUGAGCCCCGAGGCUAGAGAUGCCUGCGAUCUAUCUAGCCUGUUUAUCGUGCAGCCUGCACAGCAGCUUCAGUACACGGCAGCUGACUCUGCUUCCCCGUUCCUAGAGGCUGCUGCUGAUAAUGAGGAUAUGGCGAACAUGUUUGAGGGUUCCAGCUAUGUCAACUACCCUUUCGUCUUGCAGGCACAUACCUAUACCGGCCGUGUUGAAAUCGUCGUAUUUUACGAUACAAAACUCCUCGAGGAGUCCGAAGUUCAGACAAUCGCACACCACUACGAGACUGCCGUGCAACAGCUCUUGUCUCAUGACGGCCACGGGUCACUUGAGACGGUUAGUCUUACGGGUGCGAAAGAUAUGGCGCAAAUCAUGGAGUGGAACAACAUAGUUCCUCGCCUCGAGCAGACAUGCGUGCAUGAUCUGUUCCAUAUGUCUUGCGCUGAGAACCCAACCAAGGACGCCGUUGCCUCCUGGGACGGAACUCUCACCUAUGCGGAGCUGGACGUUCUAUCCACCAAGCUCGGUAAGUACCUUAUGGACCUUGGUGUUGGUCCUGAGACGGUUGUGCCGUUCUGCUUCGACAAAUCCAUGUGGGCAGUCGUGGCCAUGAUGGGCAUUAUCAAGGGCGGCGGCGCCUUCGUACCCCUCGACCCGUCGCACCCACCAUCACGCCAUGAGGCAAUUCUGCGUCAAGUCGGUGCUACGAUGGUACUCACUUCGACUAAAAUCGCUGCUUCAUUCUCUGGAAGAGUCCCAAUCGUCAUCCCGCUCUCUCACGAAUUCUUUUCCGGGAAACGUGUUCUCCGUCUGCCGCCCCUUUCUGUUUCCACGACCGAGAUCAUCACACCCGCGGCCCCUCACAAUAUGGCCUAUAUUAUCUUCACCUCCGGAUCAACUGGAACUCCUAAGGGUAUUAUGGUUGAGCAUGCCGCGCUGUGCUCGAGCAUCGUUGGUAUCAGCAGCGAGUUUGGAGAAAGCCUUGGCUCCCGCGUGCUGCAGUUCUCAAGCUACGUCUUUGAUGCCGCUGUCAUUGAGAUCCUUGGCACUUUGGCAUACGGAGGAACUAUUUGUGUGCCAUCCGAUACUCAAAGACUACAAGAUAUUGCCGGCUACGUCACCGAAGCCCAAGUAAACAUGGCUAUUGUUACCCCAUCGUUCGCGAGCACAAUCCACCCCGACACAGCGCCAUCAGUGCGGACUUUGGUCCUUGUUGGCGAGGCGUCCAAUGAGGAGGUUGUACGGACUUGGACACGAAAAAACGUUCGUCUUCACAAUGGAUACGGUCUAUCCGAGACCUGUGUUGUAUGCACAACCUACGACUUUGGAACCGCUGCAGACUUGGGCCAGAAUGCCACCACCAUUGGCCGUCCGUUUAAUGCCAGAUGUUGGAUUGUCGAGCCCGACAACCACAAUGUUUUGACUCCACUGGGAUGUAUCGGUGAGCUUGUCGUCGAAAGCUAUGCCCUCGCCCGCGGCUACCUCAAUGAUGAGCAACGAACAAAGAGACUGUUCCUCAAAAAGACUGCUUGGUCACCGACUCAGCAAGAUGCCAAUGGACCAAGGUUAUACCGCACCGGAGACUUGGUACGGUACAACUCGGACGGCACAAUUGCCUUCGUUGGUCGUGCCGAUACACAAGUGAAGCUUCGUGGCCAGCGUAUCGAGUUGGCGGAGAUCGAGCACCACCUCAAGAAUGCCUGCGUCGAGACCUGCCAUGCGGUUGUCGAUAUCAUUCACCGUGACUCCAACGAGACUCUAGUUGCGUUCCUCUCCUUCACUGACAUUGAACAGGGCUUUGAAGAUACUGACAUACAGGUUCUGCCCAUGGAAGGUGCUCUUCAAGAACGCCUGUCCAAAAUGCUGGGUGAUCUUCAGGCCAAGCUCCCAAGAUACAUGGUUCCCGGGCUUCUGCUGCCUCUGAGCAAAAUGCCCUUUAGCACGUCUAUGAAGCUCGAUAAGAAGAAGUUGCAGACGAUCGCCAAAGAUCUGUCGCAGGAGCAGCUUGCCACGGUCUCCAACCUGAUCAGCCACCGCGAAAUUGUUGCUCCAACGACCGAAAUGGAGUUCAAGCUGCGUGAUCUCUGGGCAGAUGUACUCAAGAUUCGUCCUGAAGGCAUUAGUAGACACGACAGCUUCUUGCGCAUCGGUGGGGACUCCAUCUCAGCCAUCAAACUUACAACCCAGGCGCGUCUCCACGGGAUUGGCCUCACAGUGGCAUCCGUGUUCAAGGACUCCCGGCUCGACAUCAUGGCCGCCAACGCUGAGAUUCUAGAAGACGCAGUGACCAUUCAGGCAGAGCCAUUCAGCAUGCUUCCGAUGCCUGAGGUCGACCUCGCCAUAUCUCAUGCCGCCGAGCAGUGUGGCCUCCCUGUUGACGCAAUUGAAGACGUCUACCCCUGCACUAGGCUUCAGGAAGGUCUCAUGGCACUGGCCGUCAAGCAACCAGGCACCUACAUCGCCCGUUUCUUCUUCCGGUUGGCUGAGGAUGCGGAUAUUGACCGAUUCAAAGCCGCCUGGGAGCGGACCGUUGCGCUCUGCGGAGUCUUGAGAACCAGAAUUGUCUUUUACAAGGGCUCGUUCUACCAGGUUCUGGUUAAAGACGACAUCGAUUGGACGACAAUGGGAUCCGCCAAUAUUGAAGCCUCGCAAGUGUCCAAGAAUGCCCGAGAAGUUGAAAUGACGACUGGCUCAAGGCUUUGUCACUACGCCCUGAGCAAGGCGCAAGAUGGAUCGACACACUUCACUUGGGUCAUCCACCAUGCUGUCUACGACGGUUGGACCGUUCGGUUGAUUACGGAAGCUCUCUACCGGGCCUACCACAAUAUGGAAACAGCCGAUUCUACUCCCCGACCGUAUUCAAGCUUCAUCCAAUAUGUCAAUGGCCUGGAUGUCGACGCCGGGGCUGAAUACUGGAGAUCUCAGCUGCAAGACGCGAAGCGCGCCACUUUCCCUCCCCCUAGUCCGCCAACAGCUGCUGCAUCAGGCGUAGACUCCAGUCGCUCCCUUAACCAGACUGUAAAGUUGCCCACUAUGGGAACCGAAUCUUCCAUCACAAAAGCCACGAUACUUCGCUCAGCGUGGGCUCUUCUGCUCUCGCGCUACUGCGACAGCGAUGAUGUGUGCUUCGGCACGACUAUUUCUGGCCGACAAGCCCCGGUUGCAGGUAUUGAGUCUAUCACAGGUCCUAUCAUCGCAACAGUACCACUGAGAGUGCGACUUAACGGGCGCCAGCAAAAGACAGUAUCAGAGUACCUUCUCGAUGUACAGAACCAGGGCGUCGACAUGGUACCGUACGAACAAUUCGGACUACAGUCUAUCGCCAAGCUCAGCCCCGAGGCCAAGGACGCAUGCGACUUUAGCAGUUUGCUCGUCAUUCAACCCAUGCCUCACUUGACAUACUCGGGUGAGUCUGGCGCGCUUCUGGAGUCAUCGGGAUCCCGAGAAGACGCCAUGAAGGAGCUCCAGGGAUACUUCAACUACCCCCUUGUGGCUCAGGGCCAUAUCCACGACGAUAAGGCCGAGCUCGUUCUCAUCUAUGACUCUCGUGUCUUGUCCGAGAGCCAAGUUGCAGGUCUUUCUCGGCAGUAUGCCCAUUUGGUGCAGCAACUUGGCUCCGCAAACUCAGACAAACCACUGGCGGAUAUCGAUCUGGCAGGCCCUUGGGACCUUCAGCAAGCGCUCGAGUGGAACAAUACUGAGCCUAACGUGAUUGACGAUUGUGUGCACCACUUCAUAGAGCGACAUGCCCGGAACGCGCCUAACUCUCUCGCCGUGAGUGCUUGGGACGGCGAGCUUACUUACAGCCAACUGAACACUGCGGCCAACAGGCUCGCGGCGCAUCUCGUGACAGACUUUGGUGUGGCCAAUGACGAUAUGGUACAUGUCUGUUUCGAAAAGUCAGUCUGGUUCUUCGUGUCUAUUGUUGCGCUUAACAAGGCCGGAUGUGCCUGGGUUCCUCUCGAGCCGUCCCAUCCCCUUGAGCGACAACGCCAGGUUGCCAGCCAAACGGCCGCCAACCUUGCACUAUCCUCUCCUUCCAAUGCCGCCAUGUGUGCUGAACUGGUUCCGCGCGUCCUCCAAGUAUCCUCGGCACUUGACGACAAACUUCUUCAAUCCAGCUCGAACCCAGCCUGCUUGAUGGGUCGUGGAAUUACCUCAAGAAACGCUGCUUACGUCCUGUUUACCUCGGGCAGUACCGGCACACCCAAGGGUUUGGUCAUGGAGCAUAGGUCCGUCUGUACAGCCCUAGUCGAUAUCGGCAAACGCGUAGGAAUUCAUUCCGGAGCUCGCAUGCUCCAAUUCGCGUCCUACGUCUUCGACGCUUGUAUUGGAGAGGCUCUCGGUGCUUUCAUCGCUGGCGCGUCUAUUCAUGUCCCCUCUGAGGAGAUGCGCAUGAACUCCAUCAGGGAGUUUAUCAAAGAACACAAUGUGACUUGGGCGUUAUUGACCCCUGCCUUCAUCCGAACACUUCAGCCCGAGGACAUCUCCUCACUACAGACUCUAAUGUUAGCUGGCGAGGCCGUCGGCCGUGAUAUUCUCCAGAAGUGGUUCGGAAAGGUUCGCCUCUUCAACGGCUGGGGCCCUGCCGAGACGUGCGUCUUCAGCACGGCGCAUGAAUGGAAAUCAGCCACCGACUCGCCUUUGACAAUCGGUAAACCCGUGGGCGGCCUUGUCUGGCUUGUUGACCCAGAGGAUCCUCAACGCUUGGCGCCUAUCGGAUGUGUUGGAGAAGCCGUCGUUCAAGGCCCAACUAUCCUGAGGGAGUACCUCUCUAACCCGACAAAGACUGCAGAGUCUACGGUCACAUCCCUUCCACCGUGGGCGCCGCGUCGACACCAACAAGGGUGGAAUCGCUUCUUCAAAACUGGUGAUCUAGGAUGUUACAACCCAGACGGUACCAUCGAGUUCAUUAGUCGCAAGGACACACAAGUCAAGAUCCGAGGAUUCCGAGUAGAGUUGGAAGAGGUUGAAGGCGCUGUUCGCGACUCUCUUGAGGGCGUUCGACAGAUUGCAGUUGAUGUCUUCCGUGGAGAAACCGCGGGAGUUCAUCUUGUUGCGUACUUCUGCUUCAGUCAUGCCACCCAUACGACAGGCACCAAGGCCGGCGAUGAACAGAAAGACGUCUUCACGCCUCUGACGCCGGAUCUCCAGCGCCGAAUCUCAGCCAUGACCUCCGCACUCAGUAGAAAGCUGCCUCAGUAUAUGGUUCCUACGCUGUUUGUACCUUGCCAGUCUAUGCCAGUCAUUUCCUCGACCAAGCUGGACAGAAAGACCCUCCGUGCUUUAACUGCGGCUCUUGAAAGGGAUGAGAUUGCGCAAUACUCUCUUAUCAGCGCGGAGAAGCGAGCGCCUGAGACCCUGCUGGAGAGCCAGCUGCAGCAAAUCUGGGCAGAGGCCCUCGGUAUUCCGGCCAAGACUAUCGGUCUGGACGACAGCUUCAUUGCGCUGGGCGGUGACUCCAUCGUGGCUAUUGCAGUCACAACAACAGCCCGGGAGCAAGGCAUCCUACUAACCGUGGCGGACAUGUUCAAAGACCCUCGCCUCUGUGCGGUGGCUGCAACAGCCAAGCUUGUAUCGACCGACCUGCCAGUGGACGAUGGAAAGCCUUGGAGUUUACUCCCUCCCAGUGAGCACGAUUCUGUCAAGGAGACGGCCGUUGAGCAAUGCAAGGUCCAUCCUCGCCGCAUUGUCGAUGCGUUCCCAUGCACCGGCAUCCAAGAAGGCCUGAUCACACUUGCGGAGAGAUACCCAGGCUCCUACAUGGCUCGCUUCAACAUCCCCCUUCCGACGAUUGUGGACCUUGAACUCUUUAAAGAGGCCGUGGCUUGUAUGGUACGCGCAUGCGAGAACCUUCGCACCAGGUUCAUCAUGACCGCGCAGGGCCCCCGCCAGAUUAUCGUCCAUGAGGCAGUGGCAUGGCAGAACCACGAACCAGAGCCUCUCUCUGAAGUCGCUGCAAGGGGACCUCCUACGGUGGGCUAUGGCACACGUCUAUCCUUCUACACCUUGGCUUAUGAGGGCGAUGAUGUUUGCAUGGUUUGGGAUAUACAUCACUCCAUCUUUGACGGUUGGACGCUAGGUCGCAUGGUCCAGGUCCUCCAGGACGCCUGCGCCGGCAACAAAAUCACUCAGCCUUUGUCUUACAGCAAGUUCGUCAGUUACACCAAGUCUUGCACCCCCGAUCGGGCGCGUGAGUACUGGCUCUCUCAGCUGAGUGGCGCAGACCCUGUUGAGUUCCCUGUUGUUCCCGCUGGUAUAUCUGAAGUCCGCUGUGACGGAGCCGUCCUCCGCAAUAUCAAUGUUCCGGAAAGACCAGGUUCCAGCAUCACUACUGCCACUGUUCUACGAGCUGCUUGGGCUGUUGUAUUGUCGCGGUACAGCGGCAGUGCCGGAGUUGUCAUGGGCAGCACGGUCUCCGGUCGCGGAGCUCCGAUCCCGGGAAUCCACAAUAUCCUCGGCCCCACUAUCGGCACCGUCCCGGUACAUGUUCAAGUCAACGCAUCCGACCGUGUUUCCGACUUCUUGGAUGGCGUGCAAAGCCAGUCCAACGCCAUGAUUCCUUUUGAGCACACUGGUCUGCAGACGAUUGCCAAGUACAGCCCGCUCGCCCGCGACGCGUGUGAUUUCAAAAACCACCUUGUUAUCCAGCCAUCUAGCAAGGCAGCUAAUGCGCCUGAGACCAGCAUCAAGCUCAACGACAUGACCGCCGGAAAGAACGACAGCUACGACGUUUAUACUCUCGUCUUCCAGUGCAUGAUAGGCGAGAAGAGCUUGGUCGAGAUUAUGGCAUCGCACGACACCCGCGUCAUUCCAACGGCAAUGAUGGACCGCAUCUGCGACCAGUUCGCCCAUGUCGUCAGGCAGUUGUCCACCAACGACCGCAGCCUCCAUCUCUCAGACGUGGAUCUUUGCGGACCGGAGGAUCUAAACCAGAUCACGCAGUGGAAUGUGACAGAACCUCCUACUGCUGUUCGCGAAUGCGUCCACGAGAUGAUCACUAGACGCGCCGCCUCCCAGCCCAAGCACCCAGCUGUUGAUUCUUGGGACGGUCAGCUUACCUACGCUGAGCUGGAUCAGCUUUCCAAUAAACUUGCGGCACAUCUGCGUUCUCUUGGCGUCUGUUCGGAGACCUAUGUACCGACCUGUUUUGAAAAGUCCAAGUGGGCGACAGUCGCGACGCUGGCAGUGCUCAAGGCCGGCGCAGCGUUUGUUCCUCUCGAUCCUACCUAUCCAGAUUCACGCCGCCAUCAGCUCGCAGAGCAGGUGGGCGCACAAGUUAUUCUUGUCUCUCCAAAGACGGAAUCGUGCUGUGCCGGCACGGCGCCGACUAUUGUUUGUGUUUCAGAAACCCUCAUGUCGGGGCUGCCGAACGUGGUUCCCAGCUCAUCGAACGCAACCCCCGACAACGCUGCCUAUGUCAUUUUUACCUCUGGGUCCACAGGCAAGCCUAAAGGCGUUGUCAUCGAUCACCUCGCGCUCUGCUCCAGCAUCAUGGGCCACGGACCCGCUUACGGACUAACACCGUCAUCGCGAGUCUUGCAGUUUUCCAACUACGUGUUUGACGGUAGCUUAAACCGAUUACAGGAGACAGCCGAGUUCAUCCGUAACAAGAACGUCAACGUGGCCAUGUUGACCCCUUCUUUUGCAACGACCUUGACCCCUGAAGAAGUCCCCGGCCUUGAGACGCUUCUUUUGGGAGGCGAGGCUUUGAACGCGCAGAAUCUCGACACCUGGUUCGGCCACGUCAAGCUUAUCAACGCCUACGGUCCUACUGAGACUUGCGUCGACUGCGUCUCGCAUAUCUUCACCUCGGCAGACGAGUUGCCGGCAACUAUAGGCCGGAGCCAGAACGCGGCUUCAUGGAUUGUGGAUCCCGAAGAUCACAAUCGUCUAGCCCCAAUUGGAUGUGUUGGAGAGCUGAUUGUGCAGGGAUAUACCCUCGCCCGUGGUUAUCUUAAUGAUACCGAGCAAACCGCCAAAGUCUUCAUUGAGAAUCCCGCCUGGCUUGCACAGUUCCCCAAGACACCGCAGCCGCUUCAAAGAUUCUACAAAACUGGAGACCUGGUUAAGUACAAUUCAGACGGUGCCAUAGAGUACCUUGGCCGCCGCGACAACCAGGUGAAGCUCCGAGGCCAGCGCAUCGAGCUCGCUGAAAUCGAAUACCAGAUCAAAAAGGCUUGUCCCACCAUUGAGCACGCCGCAGUAGAGGUCAUCAAGCGGGAGACCGGAGAUACCUUGCUUGGUUUCGUCACCUUCCGUGGGGACGAAAGCAAAAAAGCUGAAGUUUCAUCUCAGGGCCAGCAAGACGCAAACCUCACUCUCGCCCCGACUAAUGAGGUCACCGAUGCCGAGAUUGUCUCUGUGUUGGCCAGUCUCAAGGCUGCGCUGCCUGAGUACAUGAUUCCCUCCGCUAUCCUCACCCUUUUGGAAAUGCCUUUCGGAGCAUCUAUGAAGCUCAACAGAAAAGCCCUUCGAACUUUCGGAAGCAGUCUAGCGGCCGAAAGCCUAGCAAGCAAGGCAUUGGUAACCACCCAUAAACCAUCCGCCUCCCGCCCAACCACCGCAGUGGAACUGAAGCUUCGUGAUCUGUGGGCUCAAAUCCUCCAUAAGUCUCCAGAGACCAUUGACAAGAACGAUAACUUCUUGCGUAUUGGAGGUGACUCCAUCACAGCUAUUCAGCUUGUCACUCUCGCCCGCAAGAACGGCAUCACCAUCACCGCCAGCUCCAUCUUCAAGGAUGCCAGACUGAGCAGCCUUGCUUCGACCGCCACACUUGUUGACGGAGAGUUCGUUCACGUUGAAGCUCUACCUUUCAGCUUGAUCAACGCGUCUUCGGUUGAUGGGAUCCUUAGCCAGGCUGCCGAGCAAUGCGGUCUUGCUGGUGUUCAGGCCAUUGAAGACACAUACCCAUGCUCCAAGUUCCAGGAAGGCCUUAUGGCGCUGGCCGUGAAACAGCCUGGAUCUUAUGUUGCGAAGCUUCUCUACAAGAUUCCCGGUGACAUUGACUUGGACAAGUUCAAGACUGCAUGGGAAAAGACGGUGGCUCUCUUCCACAACCUGCGAACCAGGAUGGUAUUCAUUGACGGCGCUACGAUCCAGGUGGUGCUGCGAGACGAGGAGAACCAAUGGGACUUCUUCGGAGAUAUCAGCGUCCGUGACGCGUUAGCAGGCACACCAGAGAUGGCUCACGGUUUGCGCCUGUGUCGAUACGCCGUGGCCAAGGGUGAGGACGGCUCAAACUACUUUGUUCUGACUCUCCACCACGCCAUCUACGACGGCUGGUCUUUGGGCAUCAUCAUGCAAGCCCUGCACAAGACAUACUACGGUGAUGAUAAUCACGAAGUCGUCCCAUACUCUCGGUUCAUCAAGUAUGUUACCGAAUCCGACUACGAUGCCGGUAGUCGAUACUGGAUGGAGCAACUUCGCGAUGUCAAGCCAGCAACUUUCCCGCCCGUUGCUCGCGUCGUGGAAACUCCAAAGACAUGUAUCACUAGCAACAUUAUCAGCUCCCCGGUCUCGACUGACUCUGCCGUGACCAAAGCCACGAUUCUUCGUGCGGCCUGGGCUAUCUUGCUCGCUCGGUAUUCCGAAGACACGGAUGACAUCUGCUUCGCAACGUCAGCGUCCGGCAGACAGGCGCCGGUGCCGGGCUUGGAAGACAUGGCUGGCCCGGUGGUCGCCACGGUUCCCCAUCGUAUUCGUCUCGACCAGGAAAAGCCCAUAUCACAGUUUCUUCGCGAUGUCCAGGAGCAGGCGGCUGAGAUGGUUCCGUUCGAGCAGUUCGGUCUGCAAGAGAUUGCCAAGUUGAACGCCGAGACGAGAGAAGCCUGCAACUUUUCCAGUCUGUUCGUCAUCCAGCCGGCCCAGUCUGCCGAUGAUGCUGAUGAUGACGCCUCGGGCCAGGUCCUUGUUACGGCCAGCGCUGAACAAUUUCACGGCAGCGAGUCCAUCGGAGGCUACUUUAGUUACCCUCUGGUGGCGCAAGCUCAUGUGUUUGAUAAUUUUGUCGAGUUGAGUCUCAUCUACGACGCCAACAUUCUGCCGGAAUCCCAAAUGCUGGCCCUCUGCAAUCAAUUCGACAAUAUUGUGCAGCAACUUCUGCCCCAGAAUCAGAGUCCUUUGGGAAGCUUGUCUGUUGCGGGGUCUUUCGAUCUUCAGCAGUCGAUCCAGUGGAACGACGAGUACACUCCCAUCGUCAACGCAUGUUUCCACCAGCUUCUCGAGGAGCAGGCGGUCCGAAGACCAUCUGCACCAGCCGUCCUCGCUGCUGACGGGGAACUCACCUACGUCGCCCUGAACAGAACCGCAAACAGACUCGCGCACCACCUUGUCAAGCUGGGUGUCGAGGUUGGUGACCUUGUACACGUCUGCUUCGAGAAGUCUGUAUGGUUCUUCGUCUCAAUCUUGGCCAUCAACAAGGCCGGCGCCGCCUGGGUACCGCUCGAUCCAUCCCAUCCCGAGGAGCGUCAGAAGCAGGUGACGACUCAGACCAAGGCAAGAUUCGCGCUGGCAUCUGUCGCAAAUGCUCAGCGAGUCGCCAACCUUGUACCGACAGUCAUCGAGGUCUCAAAGGCUCUCGAUGAGAGCCUCCUAAAGAACUUCAAGGCCGAAAACAGCAGGGCUGCGCCCAAGACCAGCGUUGGACCUCGAGAUAUCUGUUAUGUGCUCUUCACUUCCGGCAGCACCGGCACACCUAAGGGUGUUGUUCUAGAGCAUAGAUCUGUCUGCACAAGCCAACUAGCAGCCGGAAAGAGGCUUAAGAUGACGCGUGAUGUACGCAUUAUGCAGUUUGCCUCGUACGUCUUCGACAUGUCGGUCGCAGAGACAAUUAUGCCAUUGAUACACGGAGCUUGUAUCUGUGUGCCUUCAGAGGAUACUCGGUUGAGCGGUCUUCUUUCUGAGUUCAUCCGCAACAUGCGCAUCAACUGGCUUUUCCUUACGCCGGCUUUUGGUCGUCUUAUUUCACCUGACGACGUUCCUGAUGUAAAGCUGCUUCUUCUCGGUGGAGAAGCUUUAAGCCGUGACAACCUCGACAGGUGGCUCGGUAGGGUUCGACUCAUCAACGCUUGGGGCCCGACCGAGACAUGCGUUUUCGGCACCAUGCAUGAAUGGACCUCGUCCGCUGAGUCUCCGUCCCCACUUACUAUCGGUCGACCGAUCGGCGGCUACUGCUGGAUUGUCGAUCCCCGAGACCACAAACGGCUUGCGCCCAUCGGAUGUGCCGGUGAGAUUGUCUUCCAAGGCCCCACUAUGCUCCGCGAGUAUCUUGACAACCCCGAGCGCACGGCGGAGAGCACAGUCCGAGAACUACCGGAGUGGGCACCCAAGCUGCCCGGAUUCGAGAGGUUCUUCAAGUGCGGCGAUUUGGGACGGUACAAUGCAGACGGAACCAUCGAGUUCAUCAGCCGCAAAGACACACAAGUAAAGAUCCGUGGUUUGCGUGUUGAACUUGGGGAAGUAGAGUACAGUAUUCGUGCCGUCAUGGACAUUGAGGAGGUUGCUGUUGACGUCUUCCGAACCGAAGAACGUGCGAUACUCGUGGCAUACUUUGGCUGUGGCAACGAGAACACUGAAGACGACGGUGAUCUCUUCCUAGCCACCUCUCCUAACUUUGAGCGCCGCGUAAGGGCCAUGGUCGGCGAUCUGCGUGCCCAACUACCGCAUUACAUGGUGCCUACAGCAUUCAUCCCAUGUCGGAGACUACCUUUCGUUACCUCUGCCAAGCUUGACAGGAAGAAGUUGCAGAAACUCACGGCCGACCUAGACCGCGAUCAACUGGCAACUUACUCUCUUGUUGACGCACAGAAGCGAGCUCCCGUUACGGCCAUGGAGAUGCGUCUUCAAAAGAUAUGGGCUGACGUUUUGCGUCUGCCUGUGGAGUCUAUCGGUCGAGAUGACGACUUCAUCGCCCUCGGAGGCGACUCCAUCGCAGCCAUCUCCGUCUCAACUAAGGCCCGCGAGAGCGAUAUUUCCAUCACUGUCGCCAAGCUCUUCGAAGACCCACGUCUCCUCGCCGUCGCCGCCACUGCUACUUGGCUGAGCGAGUCCCCGUUCAACGACGACGCUGAACCCUGGAGCUUGAUGCCGAGUGACAGCCGAAAUAUGAUUACUGAGACGGCCAUCGAGCAAUGCCGAGAACACCGACUGCUGCUCUCAGAGUCCAUCGUUGAUGCGUUCCCCUGUACGCCACUGCAAGAGGGUCUCCUCACUCUUGCAGAGACAAGACCGGGAUCGUACAUGGCACGCUUGACGAUUACUGCGCCUGAGGGGCAGUCACUCGACAUCAACCGGCUCAAAGAAGCCGUGGCCAUGACCGUAUCGGUUUGCACCAAUCUUCGGACCCGUUUCCUCUUAUCCGCGCAAGGCCCUGUUCAGAUCAUUGUCGAUGAAGUGAUGACCUGGCAGCAACCAGAUGAGCUCAUCCGGCUCUCGGAUGCCCUGUCUACUGCUGCGCCUACGGUCAGUUACGGAUCACCGCUAUCCUACUUCACACUUACCAGAGACGACCAAGACCGGGUUUCUCUGCUCUGGGAUGUGCAUCACUCCGUUUUCGACGGCUGGACAAUGGGCCACAUGAUGCAGAUUAUGCAGGAGGCCUAUUACAACGGCAGCGUAUCGACUCAACCCGUCUCCAUCGCCAACUAUGUCAGACACACACAAGCCGUGACCGAGGAAGAGUGCCGCUACUACUGGCUUGAUCAGCUCGACGGAGUCGACUCCACCAAGUUCCCGAGCCUCCCCGUCGGCAUGUCCGGUUCCGAGGUCCGGUGCACUGGCACUUUAACCCGCCGCCUCCGUAUUGUCGAGUGGCCCAGAUCCGGAAUUACAACCCCCAGCCUGUUACGUGCUGCCUGGGCCCUUCUAGUAGGCCGGUACUCGGAGAGUGACCGCGUAGUCUUCGGCGGUACCGUGUCCGGUCGUACUGCAUCUGUCGUCGGCAUCGAGAGAAUUCUCGGUCCUACCAUCUCCACCGUCCCGAUCCAAGUUCACGUUGACAAGAGUCUAACAGUGGGCGAUUUCUUGGGCAAGAUCCAGAAGCAAGCGAACUCAAUGAUUCCUUUUGAGCACACCGGCCUCCAGAACAUCGCCAAGUACAGUUCAGAGGCACAGGAGGCCUGUGAUUUCCACAAUCACCUUGUCAUUCAGCCUGCGCCCCCUGCCACCGACGAACAGCAGCAGGCUUCAGGGCUCGUAAUCACCGAUGUUGCCAACGAAAACGAGAGCUUUGAUAUUUAUCCUCUUGUGAUGCAGUGCAAUGUCGGAUCCGACAACACUGUGGACGUCAGUGCCUCCUUUGAUCCUCGUGUCAUCCCAGAGACGCAGUUACGCCGAGUUUGUGAUCAAUUCGGACACGUUGUCAACCUGUUGGCCAGCGCCAAUGAAACUUUAAAGAUGUCUGAUAUCAAUGCGUGCGGUCCUCUUGAUAUCGACCAGAUUCGGGAAUGGAAUUUCGAGACUCGGCCACCGCCAGAGGCCGUCCGCGCUUGUGCUCAUGAGCUGAUUCAUCAGCAAGCCAUCAAGAACCCGAGAAGUGAGGCCAUCUACUCAUGGGAAGGUAACCUGACCUAUGGUCAACUCGACGCUUUGUCAACAGCCUUGGCUGCCCACCUUGUCGGCCUCGGUGUCGGGCCGGAGGUUCUGGUUCCCAUGUGCUUUGAGAAAUCCAGGUGGGCAGUGGUCGCUAUGCUUGGUAUUAUGAAAGCCGGUGGUGCUUUCGUGCCUCUGGAUCCCUCAUACCCGGCCGACCGCAAGGAAGAACUUGUACGGAGAGUAGAUGCUCGGGUCGUUGUGGUAUCGUCUGCGAUGGCUGAAUCCUGCGCCAGCUUGGCACAGCAUGUCGUUCAACUCUCCUCCACGACGAUUUCUCAACUUUCCUCUUUCUCCGAGCAUCAACCAGCAUCAUCUCUUCCCUCAACUUCGUAUGAGAGCCCGGCCUACGUCAUCUUUACUUCGGGCUCGACUGGAAAGCCCAAGGGUGUUGUCAUGGAACACAUGGCCCUUUCAUCCAGCAUGAUGGGCCACGGCAAGGCAUACGGCCUUUCUUCCUCUUCUCGCGUGCUUCAAUUCUCCAACUUUGUCUUCGACGGAAGCCUCAGCGAAAUCCUGACCCCCUUGGUCUUUGGAGGCACUGUUUGUAUCCCGGCCGAAGGCGACCGUAUCCAUAACGUCGCUCGCUUCAUGAACGAUGCCGGUGUGAACGUCGCAAUGCUUACCCCGUCAUUCGUUACUACACUGUCACCCGAAGAUCUUCCACGACUCAACACACUCCUACUCGGUGGCGAGGCCUUGACAAAGCAAAACGUGGAACUUUGGUUCCCCCUUGUUGACAGACUCAUCAACGCCUACGGACCAACCGAGACCUGCGUCGACUGCAUGUCCCAUAUCUUCAAGUCCGCAGAUGAAUCCCCUACCACAAUCGGCCGCAGCCAGAACGCAACAGCCUGGAUUGUAGACCCUGAUAACCAUCAUCAACUAGCCCCUAUCGGCUGCGUUGGUGAGCUUCUCGUCCAGGGCUAUACAUUGGCCCGCGGCUACCAUGAUAAUGCGCAGCAAACCCAGGAUGCUUUUGUCGAAAACCCUGGGUUCCUGUCCGCCUUCAAUACCACAGCGCCCCCGCGCCUCUACAAGACGGGCGAUCUCGUUCAGUACAACCCCGACGGUACCAUCAACUACAUUGGCCGCCGUGAUACACAAGUCAAGCUACGUGGUCAACGUAUCGAACUCGCUGAAAUCGAACAAGUGAUAAUGACGGCGGUUCCAGAAUUGGUUGAGCAUGCAGUCGUUGACGUCGUCUCUCGCGACUCGGGCGACGUGCUCACGGCUUUCUUGUCCUUGUUCAACAGUCACCAAGAUAAGGAUACAAACGACGAUGAUUUCACCAGCAACCUUGUUUCUCUAGAUGAAAGUCUCCAGGAAUCCCUCGCCUCCAUCGCCGAGGCCCUCAAGCGCUCGCUCCCCGUCUACAUGGUACCCGCCACCACCCUCGUACUCAAACGCAUGCCCUUCGCCUCAGCCAUGAAACUUGACAGAAAGAAGCUUCGCCAGCAAGCCGUAAAUCUCCCCGCCGAAGUCACCGCCGCAUAUGCCCUCGAACAGCGCUCAACAUUCCGUGAACCUACCACGGAGCUGGAAGUCAAACUCCGCAAAUCCUGGGCUCGUGUCCUCCAGAUUCCCGAGGAGUCCAUCAGCACAGACGAUAACUUCUAUCAACUUGGUGGUGAUUCUAUCCGAGUCGUGACCCUUUCUAGGUACAUCAAAGACAACCACGACGUACAGCUCGGACUCUCUGAGAUCAACGGCGGCAACUCAACCAUCCGCGGUAUGGCAAAGUACAUCGAACAAGCAUCCGCCGUUGGCGCCUCCGCUGCGCUUCCCUUCGUGGAUUUGAUGAGCAAGAUCACACCCUUGUUGGAGGAGACAUGGUCAGCUUCUCAGGAGGAGCUUCUAGCUCACCCACUUACCGGUCUACCCGACAGAGCUACUGUUCUUCUCACUGGUGCCACCGGCUACCUUGGCAAUGAGAUUCUCAAACAACUGGUGCAGUCGGACAAGAUUGGCACCGUCGUUGCGCUCGUUCGCGCUCCUUCACCCGCUCACGGUCUCGAACGUGUCAAGAAAACAGCAAAGAUCGCCUCGUGGUGGGACGACUCGUACAUCAGCAAGCUCGAAAUCUGGGCUGGAGACCUUUCGGUCGAAGGCAUGGGUCUGGAUAACAACCAGUGGGCACGCAUCUCAGGCCAGUCUCAGGAGGCCGUUAAUAUCGAUGCCAUCAUCCACAAUGGCGCCUCCAUGAGCUGGACCGCAGACUAUGAUCGUGUACGCGCCGCCAACGUUGAAUCCACCGUCGCUCUCGUCAAGGCCGCUGCUGCCUCUCCCCGUCGCGCCAGAUUUGUCUACGUCUCGGGCGGAGCCAAGGCCGACACGCAAUCAGACCGCGCCAGCUUCGCUCAGAUUCUUGGCCACGGCACCGGCUAUGCUCAGACAAAGUUCGUUUCUGAGAGCAUCGUCUAUGGCAUGGCAACGCGUCUUCCAACCAGCCAGAACCGCUUAUCCGUCGUCAAACCUGGCCUUAUCAUUGGUACUGCCAAUGAGGGCGUAGCCAACGUUGACGACUACCUCUGGCGUGUUGUUUCCGCCGCCACGGCUUUGGGAUCCUACCCAUCGGAGCCUGAAGACUACCGAAUUCCGAUGCUCGACUUAGGACGUGUCGCUGGCGCCGUCAUGACCCAGCUGUUUGCCGGUACACAGGAGGUCGUCGAAGGCUUCGUCGAUAUUCCCGAUGGCGUGUCCGUCUCCGAAUUCUGGGGCCUAGUCAACGCGGAGCUUCGAGAGCCCUGCACUCCAAUGCCAUGGUCUGAGUGGCUUCCGUUGGCUCACGCGCAUAUGGAAAAGGUUGGCGACACUCACCCUCUGUGGCCAGUGCAGGCUUUCCUCGGCGAGAUCGGAGCGCCGUCCGGAGAAGAUGCUCCUGCUGCAGAUGGUGAGCUGAGGCUCGCCGUUCGGGAGAACGUCAAGUAUCUCUCCCACGUUGGCUUCUUGGCCUCUGCGCCUGGAAAGCAGGGCUCACUUCAGGAGGACGUCAUCAAGCGUACGGAGACUAUCAAGUUUUAA
Colletotrichum truncatum is the source of this 37662-nucleotide messenger RNA. NCBI's taxonomy places the organism in Eukaryota, Fungi, Ascomycota, Sordariomycetes, Glomerellales, Glomerellaceae. The record is from RefSeq and is a predicted model, not a curated record.